AUGCGUUACUCUACUGUCCUGUCUCUCCUCGCUCUGAACAGCGUUUCGGCCUUCAAGACCGAUGUCGACCACAACAACGAGAUGACCGAGACGGUGCGCGCCGACUCUGGCUACAGCAUCGACGAGUUCAACGACCUGGUCGACUCGGUGCUCGACGCGUGCGACAGCAACGGCUGCGACUCGGGCACGGAAAAGUGCAACAUUGCCCACUGCAUCUCGAUUGACGGCGACAACCUCGACGACAACCACGACAACAUCCUCGAGAUUGUCGGCGAGUACAUCAAGAACUCGAUGAAGACCGAGGACACGACCAUUUCCGACUGCACCAGCUCGGGCUGCGGGUUCCUCGAUGCCACAAACUACACCAUCCCCGGCUACAUCUCGCUCAGACGCAACUACGACAAUGACGACCCCAACACUCUGUACAAGAUCUCCAUCAGCACGUCCGAGUCCAAGGAUGCUUGUGGUGCCGUCUUUGAUGCGCUGUCGGCUGCUGGAGGAUCACUCGGGGCCGCGGACCUCUUUGGUGCUAUCAAGGUUGCCGUUUGCACCGAGUAG
Molecule: messenger RNA, 558 nt
Organism: Pestalotiopsis fici W106-1
Lineage: Eukaryota; Fungi; Ascomycota; Sordariomycetes; Amphisphaeriales; Sporocadaceae
Exons: 1
Coding region: 1-558 (185 amino acids)
Source: RefSeq, a predicted model, not a curated record